Tachysurus vachellii is the source of this 913-nucleotide messenger RNA. RefSeq names its product MORN repeat-containing protein 3-like. The record is from RefSeq and is a predicted model, not a curated record. The transcript has a single exon. Lineage: Eukaryota; Metazoa; Chordata; Actinopteri; Siluriformes; Bagridae. Bases 14 to 730 code for a protein of 238 amino acids.
GCUUUUGCGCAGAAUGGCUUUACUGGGGAAGCUGAAAAGCAGUGAGCUUCGCUGUGAGAGAAUGGGGAAAAGGGCUCAAAGGAACGGCCUGUGUCACACCGUCCGGAAGCUUAACGGAGACCUGUACACCGGGGAGUGGAAGGAUGACCUGAGACACGGGAGAGGAACUCAGGUGUGGAAGAAAGCCAAAGCCAUGUACGAGGGCGAGUGGGCGCAGGACGCGCGCCACGGACACGGCACGCUGUACAAACUGCAGCCCUCAGGUGAAUAUUUAAUCGUGUACACAGGAUCCUGGGUGAACGGGAAAAGGGACGGCUUUGGGAAGUGUUUCUACAGCUCGUCCGCGCAGUAUGAGGGAGAAUGGGUGCAGAACAUAAGGAGCGGAUGGGGAUGGAUGCAGCUGGAAAACGGAGACGUGUAUGAAGGAGAGUGGCUCAGGGACAAACCCCACGGACACGGAGCACUGCUGCUCAGCAACGGAAACAGGUACGAGGGCGGCAUAAAGGACGGGAAGAAGCACGGACACGGACGCUUCUUCUACAAGGACAGGUGUCAGGUGUACGAGGGUUUCUGGGUACACGAUGCGCCCAGGUGUGGGAUGGUGCGCGAGGACACCAAGAAACCACACCCACUAAGCAGCAGCACCUUCCCACAGGUGAUGCUGAAGGAUGCUCAUGCUGUGCUGCAGGAGGGACUCGACCGAUUCUACUCCAAUACAAAACACCUCUGAGCCUAACCGACACCUACUGAGAGAGAGAAAAACAAACAAAUCAACAAACAAUCACGUGACUAAUGUUGUUCCUGCCUGUUGUCAUGGUUACGGAAGCCGGAUUUUGUAUUAGGUUUGGAGAACAGGACUGGAUCUGUUUACAUUAUCAACACGUUUUACCCAAUAGAAUUAUUAUUACUGUUU